Caenorhabditis sp. 36 PRJEB53466 is the source of this 800-nucleotide messenger RNA. The record is from the annotation of a GenBank genome assembly. Lineage: Eukaryota; Metazoa; Nematoda; Chromadorea; Rhabditida; Rhabditidae.
AUGGCUGAUUUGUUCCGAAAAUCCAAGAAAAAGGUGCAAACGAGGAAAGUUAUCAAUGACGACGACGCUGCAAAUGAAGGUAAAUCAAAGAGCUGAGAAAGUGUACUUGACUGUUUGGAAAGCUUUAGAAGAAUCCACGCGCGUGGCGGACAUCCGAGACCUCCAAAGAUCCAGAGAGCGGAAAAACGGACUGACAGAGCUCGAGUGCGCCGUCGGGAUCUCGAAAGCCGCGGCACUGGAAGGCGGAAUUCAGAUGGCGGGAGGCGGAAUGGUGAUGACGAGCAAGAAGAAGGCGGCGAUGGAAGCGGCGAGCAUUGAGCAGGGACUCCGCGAGCAGUUCGAGAAGGAGACGAUGCUCAGAGACGAACACGAAGAACUGAGGAAAUACAUCGACGACGGGAUUGUGCACUUAAAAAAUGACGACGCAAAACCGCAGAAACAACAAACGAUGUCCGCCAAAUUCUCGUCUUUGAACGCGGAAGAUCGGGAAGUGGAACUGCUGAAGCAGGCGGCUGGGAAGGUGAAGGCAAAUCAGAGCAAAAAGGAAACCGAACUGCUUUCGGAGCACAUGCUCGCAGGAAUUCCGGAGGUCGAUCUCGGCAUAAGGUUUCUUUUAAAACCACAAAUCUUUCUAAAACUUCUAUUUCAGCACUCGCAUCACGAAUAUUCUGGAAACGGAAAAGAAGAAGAGAUUCUUGCUGGAGAAGUCGGCGGCUCUCGCAGCAGGAUUGCCUCCGCCAGUCGAAGAAAGCGAAGAACCGAAGCACAAAUAUCGCAGACGAAACAAUCAGCGCCAAUAA